Molecule: messenger RNA, 1349 nt
Organism: Ostrinia furnacalis (Asian corn borer)
Lineage: Eukaryota; Metazoa; Arthropoda; Insecta; Lepidoptera; Crambidae
Exons: 1
Coding region: 435-1349 (304 amino acids)
Source: RefSeq, a predicted model, not a curated record
GAUUCCGAUCGGACGUGUGUCGUGCUGUCCCGCGCGAGUGUCGCCGUGCCGUGGGACUUCGCCCCCGGGCUUUGCCCUGCGUGCUGAGGCGCUCCACUGACCUCCGAAGCCCCCUUGCGUCGCGAAGGCAUCAGCGUGAGUGAUCGAAAAAUUUUUGUUUCUGCGCCGGAUUCGAACUCGGGUCCGCUUGGAUUUGCGCAGCGCCUGCCCCAACCGAGCCACGAGAACAACGAGCGGCCGCGCCGAAUUUUUCAACCACAAGUCAACUGCUACGAGCGCCUACGGAUUUUGCUACGAGCGCGCCUUUGCUACGAGGUUCGUCUAUACGCGCGGUGCGUUCUACGUGCUACGUUGAUUUGCUACGGACACUAGCAGCGUGUGAUUAUUAUUUCGAGCUUCCUUCACGCUAUAACAGCCGCUUCAACUCAGCCAAAAUGUUGCGCUCACCAACUGACAAAUCAAACAUAACAUACGGCUCGGCUCCCGACCUCAACCAAGGGACUGACGAUAGAAGUCCCGAUGCCUGCGUCACCUUACGAUCCAGUAAAAGACGCCGAUGUGACUGUGGCUCCUCUGACGAGUCUAAGCUUGAUGUCUUCAUUAAUAAACUCACAUCGUGGAAGCAGGACACCGACAGCAAGCUAACAGGUAUACUGGAGUCUAUGAACGACAUCAAGAAGCAAAAUGCAGAAUUGCUGGCAUCGAAUGCAGAGAUAGAAAAGUCUAUUAACUUCCUAUCUGAAAAAUAUGAUGAUAUUUGUGAACAAAUCAAUAAUCAACAGGAGCGGAUAAAGGCUUUUGACCUACGCUUGUCCAGUGCUGAAGAGGCCACGGAAGAGAACAACAGACUUUCCCGUGCCAACUCAUUGGAAAUACGUAACCUCCCUAUAAAACAAAAUCUACCUCAAGAAGAGCUGAUUCGAACGUGCGACCUGAUUUUUAAGGAGCUGGGAACGGAAGUUGCCCCCCGUGAUGUCUAUGACAUUCGUAUUCUGCCUUCCAAACAGGAAUCGAAAACUGUUAUAGUCACCCUGAACUCGGUGAUAUUAAAGAACUGUAUUCUUCGGGCUUACAAGGACUUCAACAAAUCGAACCCCCAUGGCAAACUGAGUUCUUCAUUGUUGGGGCCUAAUUACCCGCGCCAAGUAAUCUACAUGUCGGAGAACCUUACUGCGCGUACUCGUAGGCUUUUUUAUCUGGCGCGAGAAUUUGCCAAAGCCGAGAACUAUAAACAUUGCUGGACAGCAAACGGAAGGGUUCUCCUUCGACAAGAAGAUAAUGGUAGACUAAUAGUCUUGAAUAGCGAUACCCAAAUUACCCAACUAACAACUUUAAAGUCAAAAAACUGA